Daucus carota subsp. sativus is the source of this 1284-nucleotide messenger RNA. RefSeq names its product suppressor of disruption of TFIIS. The coding region runs from base 124 to 1089 and encodes 321 amino acids. The record is from RefSeq and is a predicted model, not a curated record. The transcript has 9 exons. NCBI's taxonomy places the organism in Eukaryota, Viridiplantae, Streptophyta, Magnoliopsida, Apiales, Apiaceae.
CGUGAACUAACCAGGACACACUUUUCCAGUUACCACAAGUUUCUAAUUAUAAAAGAGAAAAAAAAAAAUCUAUAUCUAUAUAUAUUGUCCCUGUAUGUAUUACAGUUUUCUGGAUUCUGGGUCAUGGCUUUUCUGUUAAGGACACCUUCUAUGUUCUGUCCUAAGAAACAUUUUUAUUACAACAAUAACAACAAUUGUAGUCAUUACAGGUGGGGUGUAUUUGGCGCCAAAGCCUUAUCCUCUCAGCCAAUGGUCCAUUCGGUUUCAAUGGAAUACAAGAGCUACAACAAGCAAGUCAGAAGACCAAAAUAUGAUUGCCUCCUUUUUGAUCUGGAUGAUACCCUUUAUCCUGUGACUUCUGGUUUGGCAACUGUAUGCUGCAAUAACAUUGAAGAUUUUAUGGUUCACAAGCUUGGCGUAGAUAGGAAUUUAGCCUCUGAAUUAGGUUAUUUACUUUACAAGAAUUAUGGGACAGUACUAGCAGGCCUUAAGGCUAUUGGCUAUGACAUUGAUACUGAAGAGUAUUUUAGAGUUGUUCACCAAAGAUUACCUUAUGCGAAGUUAAAACCUGACCCUGUUUUAAGAAGUCUUUUGUUAAGCUUGCCUAUCCGUAAAGUUAUCUUUACAAAUGCAGAUAAGGUUCAUGCUGUUAAAGUUCUCAGCUGUUUGGGGUUGAAAGAUUGUUUCGAAGAUAUCAUUUGCUAUGAAACUCUGAAUCUGAUCAACAAUCGCACUGUGUCCGAUGGUGAGGAUGACAUUCAGUUGAGCACCACCCUCACCGGGGGCGGCAAAUUUUUUGACAUCAUCAGUCAUUUUUCUCAACCUAAUGCUUCUGCAUCUUUGUUACCAAAGACACCAGUUGUCUGCAAGCCAUGUCAACAUGCCAUCGAGAAGGCACUCAAGAUAGGCAACAUUGACCCUCAGAGAACUCUUUUUUUUGAAGACAGUGUUCGGAAUAUACAGUCUGGAAAGCUUGUUGGCCUUGAUACUGUACUGGUAGGGACUUCUAAAAGGAUUGAAGGAGCAGAUUAUGUCCUAAGAAGCAUCCACAAUAUUAGGGAUGCACUACCAGAGCUCUGGCUUGCUUAAGAAGUCCAACCAGAGCUAGAUUACUACUGCAAAGAAGUAAAAAUGCCCGCGACAACUUCAAGUUUCAUCAUCGGUCUGUCAUUAUUCUUUAUAGGGUUAUACUGAUCUUGCCGUUUUAAGCUGAUCAUUAUAGGAAUGAACUUUUGCUGUAGACAUGUAAUUUUCAUACAUUAAGGUGAUAAGAUUUUGUUGUCA